AGAUCGUGGUACGGCCGGGUAUCAUCAUCACCAUCAUCUUCCCCAAACCAUCAUCAUUACCAUUAUUCACAUGCGCUCACACGAACGCAUCUAACAUACAAACUCGUCUUUCCCACUUUAGUACGCUACGCUUUUAAUCCCCCACCAAGCGCGCAACUAGGAUUAGCGAAAUUCAUGCGCCGCGCCUCACACUGUCUCACGCGCGGGUCCGAACGUACAGUGAGCCGGGUGAGAUAGAACGUUUUUGGGGGGCUGAGCAGUGCUCGGGCCCCGUAGCCGUUUGGAGACUUUUACUCCCCACGGCUCAGUAGCGUGCCGGACGCAAGCUUCUUAGGAUCAACCCUGCUAGCGAGUUUUAGUAGCUUCAACGGGAUCGCUCAGUACAAUUCGAGCACUUCGUGCAGCAGUGCUGCCAGCGGUAACGGUGGUAAGUGGUGAGCAGCGCACUCUCCGAAACGGUCGGUUUCAGAAACUACAACACGCAUUGCAUUUGGCCAGUGCACACAUGGCAAACUCGAUCGAUCCCCACCGAUGCAGCAAUAGACACAGUUGGGGACACAGUUGGGGACACACACACUGGACGCCAGGCUGUGCAUUGUGCAAGAAACCAUCAUCAUCGUCAGCUUGAUCUCCACACCCCAAAUGUGUACGGUUGCUAAUUUUUAGUGUCGUUUAUUAAAGCUGUACUGCAACCGAGCGGCAGAAAAUAAAACAGUAGAAGUGUGAACGAAGGAUUCCCCCCAUCUACGGGACUUGGGACACCGAAGUGCGUGGUAAUGAAAGUGCGUCGUUCAAACACAUCGAAUUCACUGCCCCAACUAGGUCGCAACGGUGUAGUGUGCAGUGAGUCCCCGUAACGUACCGACGUGAUCGCUUAGUACAACCAGUGCCGACGCAUCAAACCACAUUCCGAUGAAACAGUUGACAAUCUACGCGUUCGAUAAUCGAUUAAAGGAGCUGGCGGUUCGUCGCGAGUGAGAGCGAAAGUGUGUUUCUUGGGUGCGUGUAUGAGAAACGUUUUUGAAAAUGUGCCAUAUUCUUCCUAGUAACUCGUGUCGUUUGGCAGUGCUUCUGCUAACGAUCUUCGUUGGCUGCGUCCCAACGACCGCACACGAGUUCACGAUAGGACCGUGCCAAUUCCAGUACCUAGAACCGUGCACCUCGAAAACAAUCGCUUUCUACGUGUUCUCAAGUGAACACCCCAAGGAUGGCCCCGUACUGCUCGAUUCGAUCGAUCCGCACGUCCCGGAACACAUCCGGCUCAAUCACACCAACAAGCUGAUCGUACACGGCUAUGGCGGCAGUAUCGAUUUCAACGCGACCAAAAUGAUCCGCAAAGCGUACUUGCGCAAACCAAACACGAACGUCUUCAUCGUCGACUGGGGUAAGCUGUCCCGGCUGCCGUGCUACCCGACGGCCGCCUUCAACACCAAGCAGGCGGGCGAGUGUACCGCCACCUUUCUGAUCGGUCUGCAGGCGAACCAUCCGGAAUUUAGCACCCGGGACCUGCACGCCAUCGGCUUCAGUCUCGGUGCGCACGUGCUCAGCUUCACCAGCAACGCGCUGGAGAAAUCGAUCGGCGUCAGGUUCCGCCGUAUCACGGGUCUCGAUCCAGCGCUGCCAUUCUUUGCCACCGCCCGGCCACACUGGAAGCUGGACCAGGGCGAUGCCGACUUUGUGGACGUGAUCCACACGAACGCGGGCGUGUACGGGAAGAUCGAAACGUGCGGGCAUGUCGAUUUCUACAUGAACGGUGGCCAAAAUCAACCCGGCUGUGAAAACGAUCAAAAUCAACCCCUGUGCAGCCACAUGAUGUCGGCCGCCUACUUUGCGGAAUCGAUCAACAGCAAGCACGGCUUCUGGGCGACACGGUGCACCAGUUACUUUGCAUACUUUUUCGGCUUCUGUAAGUAUCGCGUGGAGCAACAGCAACAGCAGCAGCAGCAACAAUCGUUGAUUGCCGGUGAAGAUAGCAGCAACAACAGCAGCAGCAGACAGGAAGAGACCGAGCAACCUGACGUGGCCCUGGGCGAAAACAACCAGGUGCCCGAUAGCAAUCGCAUACUGAUGGGCGAGUACUGUUCGAAUACUGAUAUUCGGUUCUAUCUCUUCACCCGCUCGAAUCCGGACGAUCGACAGUACAUCCACAUUGACGAGACCUGGGAACAGUCCAAUCUGAGCUCGUCGUACUUCAAUCCCUCCCAUCCGGUGAAGGUCAUCAUCCAUGGGUACAAUGCGGACAUGUUCCUAACUCCUUUGAUAAACAUGAAAGGAGAGUACUUGUCCCGUGCGAACUACAACCUAUUCUACGUCGAUUGGAGUGAUCUUGCGCACGGUCCAUGCUACCCGUCCGCCGUCCACAAUACACGCCACGUGGGCAAGUGCAUCGGGCAGCUGGUGCAGCGUAUUAUCGAUGCCGGCACGGACAACAUACAUCUUGUUGGCUUUUCUCUGGGUGCACAGGUGACCAACUACGUGUCGACAACGGUGCGACCGUUCCGGCUGAAGCGUAUUACGGGGUUGGAUCCAGCGAUGCCCCUGUUCAUUACGGCCGCACCGGACGAUAAGCUAGAUCCUACCGAUGCCGAGUUUGUCGAUGUGAUCCACACGAACGCUUUGGUGCAGGGGAAGAUCGAACGAUGUGGACAUGUGGAUUUCUACGUUAAUGGAGGAAUACUGCAGCCAGGUUGUUGGGGCUCCGGACAAAACCCAAUGGCAUGCAGUCAUCAUCGCGCCCCAGACUACUACGCCGAAUCGAUCCGCAGCCUUACCGGCUUUUGGGGCUGGAGCUGCCAAAGCUACGUGUACUAUCUGCUUGGGUUUUGCCCACAGAAUAAUGCGCAAGUCAUCGCCGGGGAAGAUUGUCCCACCGGUACCGAGGGCAUGUUUAUGAUAACGACCAACCCUGCUUCUCCGUUUGCCAUCGGUCGGUGGGCUGGUUUUAGCAUUCCCCAGAAGAAAGAUGCCAUUCUGAAUAAGCACGGGCUGAAUCGGGACCCAUUCAUCAGCGAUAUCGAUCAGUGGGGCAAGCUCGAUAGUUCCUUCAACAAUGUGGACCACUUUCCUACCCCUUACUCACAGGAUCCAAACCACCAGGGCUCGCAGGGCGGAGAGGAUGAUGAGUGGCCAUACUUUAACCAUGUCGGAACAAGCGACCUGACCAAGGAACACAUCAGGAAAAUUCUAGAGCAAGACAAAUCACGCUACAGUGGUGACGCGUUGCCAGCGGUAAAGAGCACCCUGGCCACGACGAUCCUUCCAGCGGUGGCGCCCCCUAGCGACAACGACAUUGACGAUGCGUUCUACCUGCAAGAUUUACGGCGCCGAUUGCAGCAGAAGGAAGCGAGCGUUAUGCAACGCUACACGAUGCCAAUGUUUAAUGCACAUUAGUGCAGUUUCGGUCGCCACUAUGUCUGCACUGUGCACCCCAAAACACCCCAUCAAUUAUCGUACUCUCGUGUGUUGUACGUCGGCGUUUCCCGGGGCACAGGCGGAGCCACAAGUCAUCUUUAUCUAAUUAAUGAGUCUCGCACGCCCAGUUCACUGUAAAAAGUAGUGUAGAAAGUGAAGCUACAGUACAGUCAGGAACCGGUUCUUUCGGAGGGAUGGGUGGAUAAAAAAAAGAAACAGGAAAUUAAGUGUCACACUCGCUUACCUUUGACGCAUCGCACCCUGUCCCACCUCAGAAACUUUGAUUCGUUCCGUUCUGUUCGUUAACCCAUUGUCAGCUGCUUUUGCGAGGGGCCUAGUUGCUACCCACCCUCCCCCCGAUAACUUCACUUUUCCUUGGCGUUGGAUAGUGGCGUUCAUGCGUGCAGGCAAAAUGGCUAUCCAAUCAACCCGGUUAACCACAUAUUCUAAUCAAACCUGCUUAGAACGGUUAGACGGUAGAGUAAAUACAAAAAAAAGAAAAAAAAGAUUCCACCCAAUGUGGCAGGUCCGCAAUCGGCUUAUCUCGGCACAAUGCUGGCACUAAAACGAAGCGUUUCGUUUGCUCCCCAACCCGGUUUCGGUGGUGACUCUUAUAAAUUGUCCUUCCUGGUUGGCGAUCGCUUUAGUGUGUUUCGGUGACGGUUUUUGUGCAGGCAAGCAAGACAGUUUUGCGGCUUUUAGCGUACGAUCACCAUGGUGAUCUGGAGCAGCGUGACGAUCGUUGCAGUACUUCUACUCGCAGGAGGUUCGUAGCCGUUUGUUUGUAGUGUAUGACAGUGCCAUUUUAGAGUGUAUGCCUGUUUUUUUGUUAUACUGUGAAUGAUUAGGAGAUUGUGUAACAUUGGAUUUAAAAUCUUAGUUUUAAGUGUAUCGUGUGAAAUGCACAGUUAGAGAAAACACAAGUGUAUGUAAUUGUUUGACGGUGUGUAAUAAGGCAACUCCGUUUUGAAGAGUUUGGAAAAGGCAAAUAAGAAGAGAGGACAAUAAAAAAUCGCAUAUCAUAAAAGUUA
Anopheles arabiensis is the source of this 4442-nucleotide messenger RNA. RefSeq lists its product as uncharacterized. The record is from RefSeq and is a predicted model, not a curated record. The coding region runs from base 1027 to 3390 and encodes 787 amino acids. The transcript is spliced from 7 exons. Gene Ontology annotation, biological process: lipid metabolic process. Lineage: Eukaryota; Metazoa; Arthropoda; Insecta; Diptera; Culicidae. Gene Ontology annotation, molecular function: lipase activity.